Molecule: messenger RNA, 1556 nt
Organism: Populus nigra (black poplar)
Lineage: Eukaryota; Viridiplantae; Streptophyta; Magnoliopsida; Malpighiales; Salicaceae
Product: probable N-acetyltransferase HLS1
Exons: 2
Coding region: 146-1300 (384 amino acids)
Molecular function (GO): acyltransferase activity, transferring groups other than amino-acyl groups
Source: RefSeq, a predicted model, not a curated record
UACUCUAGUUUACUACCUGCUAGGUUUCAUCUUGUAUAUGAGCUCUCGUUUCUAGAUCUUAUAAAUAAAUAAAGAUUGCUCCUAUAAUCACCCUCUCAUGCCAGUUGCUAAAUAUUCUUUUCUACUUAUGGUGCAAGUUUGAAUAAUGGGAUGUGGAGAACUUAAAAUACGAAGCUAUGAUGUUCAAGUUCAUAGAGCUGGAGUGGAAGAUCUUGAGAGAAGAUGUGAGGUAGGCCCGACUGAAAGAGUACUCUGCAUAGAUACCAUGGGUGACCCCAUCUGUAGAAUCAGAAACAGUCCGAUGUGCAAGAUGCUGGUAGCCGAAUUGGGCAGCGAACUGGUUGGUGUCAUUCAAGGCUCUAUAAAGCUAGCAACCGUUCAUAAACCUCCAAAGAAUAUAGCCAAGUUGGGUUAUGUGCUAGGCUUAAGAAUUGCACCACUUCAUCGACGAAAAGGGAUCGGAUCGACGCUAGUGCUUGAAUUGGAGAAAUGGUUCAUCGCAAAUGUUGUUGACUACGCUUACAUGGCUACGGAGAAAGAUAAUGAAGCGUCAGUUAAUCUCUUCAUAAACAAGCUUGGAUAUGCCAAUUUCAGGACACCGGCGAUUCUUGUUAAUCCAGUUGAUCAUCGCGCCUUACGUUUGUCAUCAAAAACUGAGGUGGCAAAGCUCAAAGUCGAGGAAGCUGAGUUUCUAUAUCGCAAGUUCAUGACUUCAACAGAGUUUUUCCCUGAUGAUAUAGGGAAUAUACUGAGAAACAAGCUAAGCUUGGGGACUUGGGUGGCUUAUCCCAGAGGUGAGUCAUGGGAUGAUUUUGGUUCAGAUGGGAAAGUACUUCCAAGAAGUUGGGCUAUGCUUAGUGUAUGGAACAGUGGGGAGCUCUUCAAGCUAAGACUAGGGAAAGCGCCCUUAUCUUGCUUUCUAUACACAAAGAGUUCAAUAUUGAUUGAUAAAAUCUUUCCAUGUUUUAAGUUGCCUGCGAUACCAGAUUUUCUUAGUCCAUUUGGAUUCUACUUCAUGUAUGGAGUGCACCAUGAAGGAUCGUUAUCAGGAAAGCUGGUUCAACACUUGUGCCAAUUUGUGCACAACAUGGCGACAAAGUCCAAAGAUUGUAAGGUUAUUGUAACAGAAGUUGGCGGUAAGGACAUCCUAAGGCUUCACAUCCCCUACUGGAAAUCACUCUCCUGUCCAGAAGAUUUGUGGUGCAUAAAGACCUUGAAAAAUGAAGAGAACACAAUACAUCAAUUGCCAAAAGCGCCACCGACAACAACAUCCCUUUUUGUAGACCCAAGAGAGGUUUGAACAAUUUGAAAAUACCCCCCUGGCCUUAUUGUUCUUGCUUGAGGCCAAACCUCACCUCAUGUAUUGUUAGAUAAGUCCAUCCCUCUCUCCCUUUGUGGGGGCUAGCUUUUCUGUUGUACCUUUCACAUCAGUGACUCAAAAUCUCAAAAGAUUUCCUCAAUUAGGUGCCACCCUCUCUGUCCUUGUUUUCAACUGAUCAAUUGUCGCUACCCUCAUGAUCUUGACUAAUCAAGAAGCCAGUUGUCCUUGAUUUGUC